UAGUUGGUGGUAGUCGGUCCAAGGAAGUCGAUGCCUAUAAAUUCAAAAGGCUUUGCUGGUCGAACACGCAUAGGCGGCAGUUGAGGCAUUAAUGGACGGACAAAUGGUGGUGCAUGUUGUCGGCGGCAUUGAAGGCAUUUGUGAAGAAUUCCUCUGAUGGUUCGACGAGAUUGAGGCAUCCAGUAUCGGCUGAGGAAUUCUGUCAUUGUCCAAUCGACGCCAGCAUGUUUGAGGUCGACGUGUAUUUCUUCCACCAAUAGUCGAGUUAAUGGCGAAUGUCGAUCAAGGAGGAUUGGCAGUGCCAUUGUUUCGGGGCCAUUGCAGAAGUUGACGCGGGUUUUCAAACAUAAAAGUCCAUCGCUGUUAAUUGCCGUGGGGUGUGUUGUAUAGCUUUCCAAUAGACGUUUCUGUUCUUGUCGUAUGAUGAAGAUUCGUGCUGCUCGGUAAUCGUCGACAGUCAUAGGUCCCUGGCGUGAGACUUUAGAAGUUCCAAUGUUGAGAACAUUCGGUCGAUGUCGUCCCAUGAAGCGGAUAAUCCAGAUUACCACUCGAAGAAGAGUGAAGAUGGAGCUAAACCUUCCAGGGUCUAUUGUCGGCGGCUCUGGUUCUUUAGUCGAGAAUGCUAUUGUGUCGGUUUUGUCUGUGAUGGUAUUGUCUUCUGCUUGUUUGUCAAUGUUGAAAGAUAAUUCGUCGGGCCAGUCGUCGGAUGGUCGAACGAUCCAUUCUGGGCCAUUCCACCAAAGAGUCGACUGUUGUAGUUCCAUAGGUGUUGAACCACGUGUCGCGAUGUCGGCGGAAUUUUGGUCGGUUCUGACGAAAUGAAAAGUUCCUUUGGCGCCAUCUCGAAUUUCUGUUAGUCGUCGUUGCUCAAAUUGAGGUUUUGGUUCGACGGAUUGAAUCCAAGCCAGAACAAUGCGUG
Meloidogyne enterolobii is the source of this 919-nucleotide messenger RNA. The record is from the annotation of a GenBank genome assembly. NCBI's taxonomy places the organism in Eukaryota, Metazoa, Nematoda, Chromadorea, Rhabditida, Meloidogynidae.